Pimephales promelas (fathead minnow) is the source of this 2707-nucleotide messenger RNA. Its product is annotated as volume-regulated anion channel subunit LRRC8E. The record is from RefSeq and is a predicted model, not a curated record. Gene Ontology annotation, molecular function: protein binding. Gene Ontology annotation, cellular component: cytoplasm. Lineage: Eukaryota; Metazoa; Chordata; Actinopteri; Cypriniformes; Leuciscidae.
CAAACCCUGAAGAGAAACCUGUGCUGCUGAGAGUCCUUAGAUGAAGGACAGAGAGUGUGAAGAGAAAGUGUGUGUGCUGAGAGUCCUUUACAUGAAGGACAGAGAGUGUGUUUCAAACCCCGAGAGAUGAGACGCGCUCGUGCAUGUGCUGAGAAACACACGCGCUUCGCUUCGUACGCGCAGCAUUCAGAGCUGUGAAGAUGAUCCCUGUGAACGAGUUCAGGAACAUCGUGUCGGAGCAGAACCCGCAGUUCCGGGUCCUGAAGCCCUGGUGGGACGUCCUGUCGGAGUAUCUGGGCAUCGCUAUGCUCAUGAUCGGCGUGUUUGGCUGCACGGUUCAGCUGACACAAGACAAGAUAUCUUGCCUGCCGAACCGACUCACGGGUCUCUCUCACGGAGACAGGGAUUGCAAUCACAUACGGCAGCACAAGGAGAACGAGAGCCUGUGGGAAUUCGCCAUCACCAAACAUCUCAGUCCAAACAUCGUGGAGGUGUUCGGGAGGAAGAACGGCCUCGAUAUCCACCAGUACGAAUUCGUCAACCACUUCUGCUAUGAACGUGCCGUGCACUGGUAUGGCAAAUACUUCCCUUACCUUGUCGUCAUCCACAGUAUGAUCUUUAUGGUGGCCAGCAGCUUCUGGUUCAAGUUCCCAGGGACAUCGUCUAAAAUCGAGAUGUUUGUGAUCAUACUGGGGAAAUGCUUCGACUCUCCCUGGACCACAAGAGCCAUCAGCGAAGUGUCCGAAGAAAGGCGGGAAGAGAGAAUGGUCGUAUGGAGAAAGAAUACAAUGACCAAAUCAGACACGGGAAACGACGACGACAUGGUGUCUCUAAUCCGAUCUUCCGUGAAGGAUCAGAAAUCGCCAGAAACCGCCGCGUCGCUCUUGGAUAAAAAAGAGGGCGAGCAAGCAAAGGCCUUGUUCGAAAGAGUCAAGAAGUUUCGGACGCAUGUUGAAGAAGCGGAUCUUCUUUACCUCAUGUACGUUCUUCAAACGGUGCUCAAAGUCUUUAAAUUUGCUUUAAUCACUAUUUAUAGUAUCGUUUUGGUCCCGAACAUCCAGAUUGUGGUGAUGUGUUCGGUGCCUCCAGAUCUGACCGGGUUUGAGGCGUUCUGCUGCAACUACAACAAAGCACAUUUGUUUUCCAAAUUAGCAUAUUGCUACAUAUGCUUAGUCGGAGUUUAUGGACUGCUGUGCAUUUAUUCACUUUACUGGCUGUUUCAUCGACCACUCAAAGAGUAUUCCUUUGAGGCGGUCCGCUUGGAGACGGGAAUUAACGACAUCCCGGAUGUUAAGAAUGACUUUGCGUUUCUCCUGCACCUUAGUGACCAGUACGACGGAUUAUACUCCAAACGCUUUGCCGUCUUCCUCUCUGAGGUGAGCGAAUGCCGUUUAAGGCAGAUGAACCUCAACAACGAGUGGACGGCUGGUAAACUCCGUGCUCGUAUGUCGCGCAACGCGAGCGAGAGGUUGGAGCUACACUUGUUCAUGCUUCCAGGUCUACCGGACACCGUCUUCGAGGUUUCGGAAGUAGAGUCGCUCAAACUGGAAAUGAUAAGCAACAUCACGGUGCCUGGAAGCGUAACGCAGCUCACGGCCUUACAGGAGAUCUCGUUGAUCAACAGUCCGGCUAAGCUUCAGCUAGCGGCGCUUAAUCACCUGCGCGAGCACCUAAAGGUUCUGCGUCUGACCUUUGAAGGCCCGGAUCAAGUUCCCCCGUGGAUGUACACCUUACAAAACCUGGAGGAGCUUCACUUAAGCGGCCCUUUAAGCAGCGAACUCUCUCGUAGUCCUUCCCUCGACACUUUACGCGAGCUCAAAAACCUGCGCGUGCUAACGUUACGUAGCAAACUAAUCAAGAUACCACCAAGUAUUGUGGAUGUUUCCAAUCACCUUUUGCGAUUGUGCGUUCACAAUGAAGGUACGAGGCUUCAGGUUUUCCACAGCCUAAAGAAGCUGGUUAGCCUAGCCACUUUGGAGCUAACAGGCUGCUGUCUUGAGCGAAUCCCAAGCGCGGUGUUUAGCCUUUCCCAUCUCCAAGAGCUGGACCUUAAAGAGAACAGGCUCAUCACUGUAGAAGAAAUCUUGAGUUUGCAGCACUGCCGACGUUUGACGACCCUCAAACUCUGGCAUAAUGACAUUUCCUACAUCCCCGAACACGUUAGCAAACUCCGCGCGCUGGAGACGCUAGACGUCAGCUGGAAUAAGAUCCACAAGCUUCCACUUCGGUUGUGUUACUGCACUAAACUUCGACAUCUGGAUCUCUCGCACAACCAGCUGACAUCGCUUCCCUUGGAGAUCGGCGUCCUGCAGUGUCUCCAGUUCUUCUCGGUGGCCUUCAACUCUCUGGAGAGUCUCCCUGAAGAGCUCUUCUCCUGCAAGAGGCUGAAGGUCCUAGCGUUGGGAAAUAACAGCAUUUCCACCUUGUCCCCACGAAUUGGGAAUCUGGCUCUGCUGGUUCGGCUCGAGCUGAAGGGAAACAGGCUCGAGUCUUUGCCUGUAGAAAUCGCAGACUGUCUCCUACUAAAACUACCUGCUCUGAUAGUGGAAGAUAGUCUGAUGGACCUGCUGCCUUCGGACGUGAAGGACAGACUGAAGCACAGAUAAUCACAACACUGGCUCACAUUCUUAGUUUUAAUGGGAGUAUGCUUUGAACAAAUCAAACACUGUGAACCCGAAGUGAAAUUAGUCAAAUUAAAUGAGUUAAU